UUCCUAGAGCGAGRCAAGAGGAACCAGCGGGGGAAAGCCGCGGAGUCGCCUGCCACCGAGCAGGAAAAACUUGWCUUAGAGACAAGAGGAGCGGCUGGGAAGAGAGCUGMGGAGACGGAGCCUGGUGGCAGAGAGGCAGAGGGAGCUGCUGAAGGUCCGGACAGGAAGACUGACACCUGAAAUCGAGGUAUGCUUGUGUCUCCACAGAUACCGGACCCCACUGGGUGCCAGCACGGUGUGUGAAACCUGAUUUGAAGGAGAACCAAUGCAGAAACGACAAUGGCACAAGACAGAGUUCUUUCGACCUCUUCAUCACCACCUCCAUGACCGCCUGGACUUGUAGUGGGGAGGGAACGGCACUGAUGCCCUCACUGCCCAAAGGGAAUAUUUGGGUGACUCUAGCUCAUGCUUUGAACCAAUCAUCUAUGUGUGUGUCGCUUGCUACGCCUCACUMUCCUUUCCAGACAUGUUUGGUGGRGGUGYCAUUGCAAAAUGAGACAUUAAUAGAGGCACUAUCGAAUGGAACAACGGGAUGAGGGAGAACAAGGUUGACACCAACCUAUCCUAAUGAACCACAGGAACUAGAUUUACUGGAUUCUCUUCAUGCACUUGCUUGUGUGACCUUUAAUGUAUCCCGUGCUUGGAUGGGGGGGACGCUGUGAUGGCACCAAACUGAAUGUUUUGCCUUUGCAAGCUUGGUAUGGUAAUUUUUCCACCUGGUGCAAAAAGAGCGUGGGUGUGGGGUUUCAGAACAACCUCAUGCCACGACGGCUGCCCCCCGGAGUCUUUCUGAUAUGCGGAGAUAGGGCAUGGGCRGGCCUCCCCUCCRACAUGGUGAGAGGGUCUUGCACUUUUGGGCAAUUAACAAUAAUGUUCCCUAAUAUCACAUUGGCUCCCAACAUCACACAGCCAUUGCACUGGCAGCACAGAGCACUCCUAGGGCUCAAACCAGAUUGUGUGCAUGACCUGGAAUUUUGGGGUUUUGGCUCGCAGGUGAUGGCUUCUCUUUUUGCUCCAGUGGGUACAGCAAAAUCUUUGAGGCAUCUUGAUAAGAUGGGCUGCUGGCUUGCUAAGCAUACUAAUGCCACUUCAGCAGCUAUAGCAGGGUUACUAACUGAUGUUAACUCUGUACGUCAUGCUACCUUGUGGAAUCGAGCAGCUAUUGAUUUUUUGCUUUUAGCACAUGGGCAUGGAUGUCAGGAUUUUGAAGGUCUGUGUUGCAUGAACUUAUCAGACCAUUUGAAAUCACUUUCUGGAAACAUACAGGAAUUACAGGAAGGCGUGAGGAUGCUACAAAAGAGUGAUAGCUGGAUUGAUGGGCUGUUCGAAAACUGGGGUUUCUCAGGGUGGCUCAGGGAUACGCUGAAGGCAGUUAGAGUAAUCUUGCUUGUGAUAGUGCUAAUGUUGUUGUUGGUGCCGUGUUUGCUGUGUUUUCUGCAAAGGGCUCUGCAGAGGACCAUGAACGCAUUUCUGGUUCAAAAACAAAAAAAAGGGGACCUCUGGAGGCCAAAAGCCGGCGUUACAGCCUUGCACGUCCUAAAGCUGAAAUUCAACCGAUAAUGGURUAUGCCUGAGAUCUGGGAAGACAGAAGGGAGUCUGAAAGCCUGCAUGGAGGAGGAUUUUACCAUAACAACGCAACCUUGGCUACCUCUGGGAAAGGGAGAAUGGAAUGUUGAAAGAGGUAAAGCAGAUGCCCAGGACAGAAGCAAAAAUCAUAAAUAUUAACGACAUUGCAGCUUUUGCGAACACACCAAUCAUAGGCUGACAAGUAGRAAAGCGGCUGCCAACUAGCCAAUAGAUAUUUGCCAUAAAUGCAGAAGACUUAGUAUACACUUGUUGCUAAAUAGAUAAAAGGGGCUCAGCCCCGUAAUAAA
Molecule: messenger RNA, 1875 nt
Organism: Malurus melanocephalus (red-backed fairy wren)
Lineage: Eukaryota; Metazoa; Chordata; Aves; Passeriformes; Maluridae
Exons: 2
Coding region: 628-1560 (310 amino acids)
Source: RefSeq, a predicted model, not a curated record